Rotaria sordida is the source of this 897-nucleotide messenger RNA. Lineage: Eukaryota; Metazoa; Rotifera; Eurotatoria; Philodinida; Philodinidae. The record is from the annotation of a GenBank genome assembly.
AUGGCCGUCACUAGUCCAUUAUUUGACAUUAAUCAAUUAAAUAUAGAGCAGCAGAAAAAAUUUGAUACCGUUUACAAUGAAUUAAAAUCAAAGCAUAUAUCUUAUCUCCAAUAUAAACUUAAUUUACCUCUGAAGAAUAAAUUCGAUAGUGAACAAGAAGAAAAUGAAUGGCGCUAUGAAUUACACAGAUUUCUUCGCGGUAGAAAAUGGAAUGUAACACAUACAAUCAAAUCUCUUCAAGAAAUGAUACAAUGGCGAAUAGACAAUAAAGCUGAUUCGAUUCUUGAACAUGCACCUACAUUAUCUCGAAUGGAUCUCCUUCAAAGAGUUCUUGCGAGUGCUCAACAUGGCUAUACAAAAGCUCAUCGACCACUGUAUAUUAAGAAAAUGGGUCUAAUUCGUGUUAGUAAAAUGUUGAAUAUGUUUACACAAGAGGAACUGCUUCAAUGUCAUAUUUAUUGGCUUGAAUACAAUUGUCAACUAGCAAGAGAGAGUAGUCGACAAGUAGGAAAACAUGUGGAAACAUUUGCUACGAUUUUGGAUUUACGUGGCUGUAAAUGGAACAUAAGAAAAAUACUUCAUCUGUAUAAACAAUGUCUUUACAUCGAUGAAAACUAUUACCCUGAACGUCUAGGACAACUGUUUGUUGUAAAUCCACCAGCGAUCUUUCCUGCUCUUUGGGAUAUAGUGAAACAUUGGUUUGAUCCUGUAACGAAAACAAAAAUUAUUGUCGUUAAAAAAGGUUCCGAAACAUCAACAUUAUUAUUACAACAUAUUGAUUCUGAUCAAUUGCCACAUGAAUAUGGUGGAAGCUGUAAUUCAUGUCCAACUGCUCCGAAUUGUAUUCCUGUAUAUGACUGGGGCAAAGACACUGCUGAUGAUGAACAAGAAGAAUAA